UAGGAACAGACAUAGGUGGUGAGUUCUACUUCCGGUACAGGAUUGUCGAGGCAUCCAGGCUUUGUCCUGCUAAUUCGCCGUGUGGGAAGACGCCAUUUUAAGCGAAGUAAAGUGAGUUAUAUGUACGGAGUAAAAGGCUUCGGUUUUUUGUUCUACCUUUCGAGGCAUGAGUGACAGGGAGCAUAGCCCAAGUCAUAGUGGUUCUAAUCACAGCCCUCCGGCCAAUGAUAAGACGCCCUCUCCUGCAAAGUCGAGGGAACACAGCCGAAGCCGAUCUCAUUCAGAUAGUCAACACAAGUCUCAUCACAAAGGCAGAUCAUAUUCACGCUCCAGGAGUCAUUCUCGUACAAGAAGAAUGUCUUACCGUGGCCGCUACAGGUCGCGGAGCCGUUCACGGUCACCAAAGCGUUACAAGUCCCGUUACUCCCAUUCACGCUCCCGUUCCUACAGCCCUCGUGGGAAGUAUUAUGGAUACAGUGAUAGGCGGAAGGAAUUCUAUCGCAGUCACUCACGCAGCCCAAUGUCUUCUAGACGCAGACAUGUGGGGAGCAGGGAUAAUCCUCAGCCAAGCCGUUGCCUAGGAAUAUUUGGACUGAGUAUUUACACUACAGAACAGCAGUUACAUCAUAUCAUGUCCAAAUAUGGCCCCGUUGAGAGAGUCCAGGUUGUUAUUGAUGCCAAGACUGGUCGGUCUAGGGGAUUCUCUUUUGUGUACUUUGAGAGCUCGGAGGAUGCAAAAGUAGCGAAGGAGCAAUGUACAGGCAUGGAGAUAGAUGGUCGAAGAAUUCGUGUGGAUUUCUCUAUUACUCAGCGAGCUCAUACACCCACCCCUGGUAUCUACAUGGGGAAACCCACAUAUUUGAGAGAAGGCAGAGGCCAGUGGGGUGGGAGACAGAUGGGUGAAAUUGACUAUUAUGGUGGAGGUUACAGAGGUGGUGGUUACCGUGGUCGUUCGCCUUCUCCUUAUUAUCGUAGGCGACGUUACGAGCGCUCGCGGUCUCGCUCGUACUCUCCUCGUCGAUAUUAAACUUCUAGCACCAGAUUGGGGGCUUCGUUUUCACUUGAUGUGGACUAACUUCCAUUGCAUAAUCGUGUUGUGUCCCCCUAAAAGAUGGCUGACAGAUAAACAGUAGUGACUGACAGUUUACCGCUAUGCUGAAUGGAAUGAUUUUUGCAUUGAUAUAAUGUAGUGGACAGCCAGUCAUCAGUAUGAUUGUAUGAUUGAUUGAUUGAUUGAUUGUUAAUGACUUAAACAAGAAUAUUGAACAUUGUGUAUUCCUCUGAGAGUUAUGAGUUCUACUUAUUUUAAGGAAUAUGGUAGUACUGAUUUGGCACAUUCUGAAUAGUAGCUUAGGACAAAAUUUAAUAAUUUAGUAAUAAGUGAUUCGCAGAAUGUGAGUAAUUCUCUUUGGUUUGCAGUGUUUUCUCACGUUGCAUUUUGUUUAUUUUAUACUUCAUGUAAUGGCAGCAAAUAUUAACCUGUUUGUGUUCUUAGCAACCUAAGAUUGGUUACUGUUUUUAUGUUUCGCUGCAUUUUUUAUCAUCCAGUCACGAUUAAAAUGGAUUUCUUCUAGACAGUAGAUCUAAUAUUGUACCACUAGAACAAAUUAAAUUCAUUUAGUAUUAGCACAUUCUAAUAUGUCUUGUUUGUUUCAUUUUUGUAAGGUUAUGAUGAAGAAAGAGGUAUUGGAUGAAGUUUGAAGUAAAAGAAACAAAAAUAUGUAGCAAGUUAUCUCUGGGGAAGAAACCGAACAUGGAACAUCCACGUUCAAGUCUUCUUGAAGCUCACAUGAGAAAGAAUAUGAUCUGAAACUAUAGAAAACUCGAAUAAAGAAAUCUCAUCCGAGGCAAAUUCAGUCACAAGAAGUCGCUGGGGUUGGUUAGUCGGAAGAAUUACGUUACCAUUUUCAAGUUAGUCAAGAUGCUAAAAGCGAAGCAACAAGCUUGGAAAUAGUGGGAGUAGAAAAGUUUAGAAGUGGAUUAAGGAAGAAAACAAAGUGUAAGUUACUGGGGUGGUUACCUGGUUAGAUUGGGGAGGGCCUCAAAUUUCCUCUUCCCAUAUGUCAUAAUGUCUGUGCCUCAUAGCUGUUUGGUGGCUUCAGUGGUCUUGAAUGUAAAGACUUGGUAAGCAAAAAGUGCAGUACUGUAUGUGUGUCGAUAUACUGUUGGCAGUAAUGUCAUGGUUCAUGUAAAGUUCAGAAUGUGUUUAACUUCCAGUCGAAGUAGAAUUUCCACUGGUAGCAGCCGUGGGGUACCGAUGCUAGGGUCCUGUUCCAUUCAUCGAACAAAAGAAAUGCAAACUGUUUACACUAAACAGUUGAAAGCAAGACAGGUAUAGAAAUUGUGAAUGGAAUAUGACUACAUGAAAUAUUGUCAUGGUUGAAAUUUUUCAGUAGGAGAAUUUUUAAAGUAAUGCUUUAUCAGUUUGGUUUUGGAAAUAUUAACAGCAUUCACCUAUCCAGUGGUGAUCAUAUUCUUUAUCACAUUCAAGAUACCAAGUUAUAUUAAUGCCAUUUUCUCUCCUGUACAGCUGGAAGGCUAACUUCAGCCUGAUUCACAUGAAUAAAUCUAGUGUUGUUUUCCCUUCCUGUUUGUUGCAUUUUCAGCCCCUCUGUAUAUGUGCACAGUUAAAUGUGGCAUGUAAAUCAGGCUGAAGAUUGCUUCUGCAACAGUUGAUAAACACAUUCUUGUGAGUUGUAAGGAUUUUAAGCAGGUAGGUCAACAAUUACAUUUCGUUACUUCUAUACUUAAAGAAAUUUGUGGCUGUUAAAGAGCAAUAUAAUGGCUUUCAGAAA
Molecule: messenger RNA, 2795 nt
Organism: Zootermopsis nevadensis
Lineage: Eukaryota; Metazoa; Arthropoda; Insecta; Blattodea; Termopsidae
Source: RefSeq, a predicted model, not a curated record